GGAUUUCUUAUUUCUGUUUCCUCUUUUUUCAAUCAUGCAUGAGAGAUUUUGUGCAUAAUGCAAGAUAAGUUUAACUUCACUUCUUCCGCUAUAUGUUAUGAAACUAUUGUACAGUUUACAGUAAGUGUAAGUAAACUGGUAUUGUGGUGAUCCAGAAAACUUCUCAGAGGCGUCUCCAUCAUGGAGGUGACGGGUAAAUAUGACUUUAAAGCCACAGCGGACGAUGAACUGAGCUUCAGAAAAGGAGAUAUAAUAAAGAUCAUAGGCACCAAUGAUAACUGGUAUAAAGCAGAAAUAAAUGGGAUUGAAGGAUUUGUGCCACAGAAUUACAUCACCGCUUAUUUCCCGAGCUGGUAUCAGGAGAACAUCGGCCGGCAAGACUCAGAGAAUAAACUCAUGUCUCAGCCAAUCGGAUCGUUUCUCAUCCGCGGCUCACAGAGUUCACCUGGUGAAUUCUCAAUUUCGGUCAGACAUGAAAAUGAUGUUCAGCACUUUAAAGUGAUGAGAAGCAGGAUUGGAGAGUAUUACCUCUGGAAUGAGAGAUUCGGUUCUCUCAACAAACUGGUGGAUUUCUACAGCCAGAACUCCGUUUCCAAACACAGUCGUGUGUUUCUGCUGACAGAGCAACCGAAUCGGUCAGAUGUUCCACACAGAGAGCAACAUGUGAAGCCAUCAAGCUCGUCUCAGGGGAGACACAGCAAUGCCAGGGCACCUGGUCCACCCCACCCUCUGCCCCACCCACCUGCUCCAAAGCCACAGCCACAGUCAUCUGGGAUGUCGGUUCGAGCCGUGUACGAUUUCAAAGCAGAAGAUCCAGAUGAGCUGGACUUUCACACAGGAGAUCUUAUUGAGGUUCUAGAUCAGUCGGAUCGGUUCUGGUGGAAGGGUCGCGUGCGGGGAAGAACCGGACUCUUUCCUGUCAACUACACAAAUCCUGUUUAAAAAUCCAUCAGACAUAAAGAGAAGUUGUCUUACUUUACAUUCACUCUGAACGUUUACAAGUCAGCAUAAACACGAGAGACUGCUGUAUUUAAUUAUAAUACAAACAAAAUCAUCCAGACUAUAAAACAACUUUGUGAAUCCUUUAAAAGGAUCAAGAUUUUUGCAUGAAAUCUCACUGAAACAUGAUUUUGUUCAGAUAAUGUUCUUACAUAGACAGCUAUAUUAUAUUUAAUGACUUAAAUGCUUCAGCUACGAUUAAAGCUAACAUGAUAUUAAAGUCAACUCUGUUUAGAUUUUAAUUCUUUGUCUUAAUUUAAACAUAUUAAAAAUGUUUGUUUGUUUUAAAAUGUCAUUGUAGCAUUAAAAUUUGUCCCGACAGUA
This is a messenger RNA of Misgurnus anguillicaudatus (oriental weatherfish), 1323 nucleotides long. It is a transcript of the gene grap2b, whose product is annotated as GRB2 related adaptor protein 2b. Lineage: Eukaryota; Metazoa; Chordata; Actinopteri; Cypriniformes; Cobitidae. The record is from RefSeq and is a predicted model, not a curated record. Gene Ontology annotation, molecular function: protein binding.